Messenger RNA from Homarus americanus (American lobster), 1196 nucleotides. RefSeq names its product protein sidekick-1-like. The coding region runs from base 238 to 1164 and encodes 308 amino acids. Gene Ontology annotation, cellular component: external side of plasma membrane; signaling receptor complex. Gene Ontology annotation, molecular function: cytokine receptor activity; cytokine binding. The transcript is spliced from 5 exons. Gene Ontology annotation, biological process: cytokine-mediated signaling pathway. Lineage: Eukaryota; Metazoa; Arthropoda; Malacostraca; Decapoda; Nephropidae. The record is from RefSeq and is a predicted model, not a curated record.
UCUUUCCAGAACAAAGGAGACGAGAAGAGCCUUCAAGAUAAUUCAGACCUGAUGCUGUUAGCGGGAGCAGACUUUAUAAAUGCCUAGUGGUUGCCGGUGUCUAGCGCGACCUCCUACAUCAUCAGUUGGACUCCCGGUGAUAACGGCGGGACUCACACUGUGGACGGUGGUGACAACAUUAACUAUACCAUCACAGGUCUUCAGCCGUGUACUGACUACACUGUCACUGUCCAGCCGAUGAGUGACAGCGGUAAAGUAGACCCGCCUCUUACAGCGACCACAACAACGACCACCCCUGACCCUGAUCCCUACCUCCAGGACGUUGUGGCGGCCAAGGUGAUGGAUCAGUCCUCUCAGCUGUUCGUGAAUUGGACCGCGGCACAAGGCGUCGGUAACUGUGUCGUCACCUACAGGAUCACCUGGAGCCCCGUCAGUGAGGGUGAUGGUAGUGGUACAUCUUACACCACCUCGCUGAGCCACACCAUCACCCAGCUGGAGGCCUGGACCACCUACCACGUGUGUGUGGCCGCCAGUACUGAUGAAGAGUACACUCCAGACAAAUGUACCAACGGAAGGACAGACGAGGACAAACCAGGACCUCCAGUCAUCAUGUCGGUUGAGCCAGCACCGUCCUCGUCACUAAGAGUGUCGUGGAGCACCCCAGAGAAGCCCAACGGCGUCAUCACCAACUAUACUAUUACCUGGACCUGGGAGGGGCAUAUGGACCAUACCAUAACCCCUGACAACACGUACACCACCACCGACCUGCUUCCCUGUACCACCUACAGCGUCACCGUCAGGGCUGCUACAAGUAAAGGUUAUGGUCCAGAGAGUGAUCCAUUGACUGGAACAACUUAUCGUGUAGACCCUGAUCCCUACCUCCAGGACGUUGUGGCGGCCAAGGUGAUGGAUCAGUCCUCUCAGCUGUUCGUGAAUUGGACCGCGGCACAAGGCGUCGGUAACUGUGUCGUCACCUACAGGAUCACCUGGAGCCCCGUCAGUGAGGGUGAUGGUAGUGGUACAUCUUACACCACCUCGCUGAGCCACACCAUCACCCAGCUGGAGGCCUGGACCACCUACCACGUGUGUGUGGCCGCCAGUACUGAUGAAGAGUACACUCCAGACAAAUGUACCAACGGAAGGACAGACGAGGACAGUGAGUAGUGGAUGACGAUGAUGGUGAUGAUGGUGAUGAU